AUGGGUUUCCGGGCCAGCUAUAGGGACCCAGCAUCAUCCACUAUCUGAAGGCUGAACCUUUCUUCUACCUCUGAGUCUCUGCCCGGGACAGAAUCAAGAUUCUUUCUUUUCCUCUCCCUUUCCGCCUCUCUCAUUAAUCUCAUCAAGUCUCCAAGAAUCCUAAUCUCAAGCUCAACUUGAAAUUGCAAAGAAACCCAGUACCGAGCCUUAGAAUAGUGAUCAAACCUUUCGGGAUUACUUUAUGGUCCUCGGACUUAAUCCCAAUCUCCAGUAAUUGAGACAAAUAAGAAAGUAGGUUCCUGGCAAUGAGCAUACAAAGAACCUCAACAUGUCUCCCUCCUGCAACCCCUCUUUGGAAAUAUGAUGUCUUCCUGAGUUUUAGAGGUGACGACACUUGGAAGGGCUUCACAGACCACUUAUAUAGUGCAUUGGAACAUCAAGGAAUAGUAGCUUUCAAGGAUGAUCCUGAGCUUGAAAAGGGGAAAGCUAUUUCUCCACAACUUUUGACUGCAAUUGAAGAAUUGAGAUAUGCUCUCAUUGUUGUCUCACGAAAUUAUACAUCGUCAACAUGGUGUCUAGAUGAACUCUUAAGGAUUCUUGAAUGCAUGGAAGGAAGAGAAACAGUGAUGCCAAUUUUAUAUGAUGUCGAUCCCUGUGAUGUACAAAAACAAACAGGAAGUUUCGCUGAAGCCUUCACGAGGCAUGAAGAAAAGGUUUAGGGAUGACACAGAGAAGGUGCAAAGGUAGAGAUAUGCUUUGACAGAAGUGGCAAGUUUCUCUGGGUGGAACUCAAAGGCGUGGUACAAGUCAAAGCUCAUCAAAGAUAUUGUUGAAGUCUUGUGGACAAAAUUGCAUCCUACAAUAUGUAGUUCUGUGGAGAACGUAGUUGGAAUUGAUUCAAGAUUGCAACUAAUCAAUUUGCUUUUAGGUGGAGGAGUGAAUGACGUUCGCCUUAUUGGGAUAUGGGGAAUGGGAGGGAUUGGUAAGACAACUAUUGCAAGAGUUGUAUAUAAGAGAACCUCUCAUGAAUUUGAUUUUAGUAUCCUUCUUACCAAUGUUAGAAGUAAUGUUGAGAAAAGUGGUCUAGUUAACCUACAAAAGAAACUUCUCAGUGGGAUAUGGAUGAAAGAGGAUGACAUAUUGGACCUUCAUCAAGGAGCCGCAAUUAUAAGGAGGUUUUGUCAUCAUAAAAAAGUUCUUCUCAUUCUUGAUGACGUGAGCCAUCCAGACCAUUUAAAUUUUUUGGCUGCAAAGCAAGAGUGGUUUGGUAUUGGGAGUAGAGUUGUCAUUACAACUAGAAAUGAGCAUUUGUUAAUCAAGCAUGGAGUGGAGAGAAGAUUCAAGGUCUGGGGUCUAAACAAUGAUGAAGCUCUUCAGCUUUUUAGCCGGAAAGCUUUUAGAAAAGAGUACCCGGAAAAAAAGUUUCUUGGUUUGUCGAAUUCUGUUGUGAUUUAUGCCAAUGGUCUUCCACUAGCUGUUGAAGUCCUAGGAGCUUCUUUGAAUGGCAGGGGGAUAACUGAAUGGAAGAGUCCGUUGAGUAAACUAGGAAAAGUUUGUAACUCAGAAAUUUUAGACGUACUUAAGAUGAGUUAUGAUCGUCUUGAUGAUGAGGAGAAGAAAAUCUUCUUAGAUAUUGCAUGUUUCUUCAACGGGGAGGAUAAAGAUCGACUUACAGAAAUACUGAUUGCUUGUGAUGUUUCUGCAGUUAUUGGAAUAAAAGUCCUCAUUGAGAAUAAUCAUGUGUUAAGCAAAAAUACUGGAACUGAAGCUAUCGAAGGCAUAGUUGUGCAAUCAACUGAGCCAGGAGUAAAGGUGGAGGUGAAUAGUAAAUCGUUUCUACCGCUGAACAAACUGAGAUACCUCAAGAUUAAUAAUGUGAACAUUUCUAAAGGUCUUCAGUAUCUUCCCAAUAGUCUUAAGGAUUCUUGAUUGGACUGGUUAUCCAUUAAAAUCUCUUCCAUCACAUUUCAAUCCAGCAAAGCUACUAGAACUUAACAUGCGUCAUAGACUCAUAGUUGCAUUAAACAUCUUGGGAUGGGAUUAAAGACUUUAUACAAUUUGAACAGAAUCAACCUCAGUCACUCACUAAAUCUUGUCAACACCCCAGACUUUAGAGGUAUGCCAUAUCUUGAGUUUCUGAUUCUUGAAGGUUGUACAUGAUUGUAUGAGGUUGACCCAUCAAUUGAAGUGCUUGAAAGACUUAGUUUGAUGAAUUUGAAAGAUUGCAAAAAUCUUGUGCGUCUUCCUAGCGGUUUACAUAGCUUAAGAUCUCUUAAAUUUCUUAAUCUCUCUGGAUGCUCAAAGAUAAAAAAUUUGUCAGAACAGUUGGGAUGUCUAGAGUGUUUGGAAAAGCUUGAUGUGAGUGGAACUGCUAUAAGCUAUUAGUCUCUUAAAAAAUCUUAAAGAUUUAUCUCUUCGCGAUGUAAAGGAAAAUGGCCCAAAUCGUGGAAUGUGAUCUUCCACGCAUUUCAGUCUUUGCUAAAGAUAAUUUUGGUUCCCACAGCUUUGUCACUACCUUCUUUAUCUGGAUUGCAUUCUUUGACAAAACUAGAUCUAAGUGACUGUAAUCUUUUGGAUGGAUCAAUCCCUAGUGAUCUUGGUUGCCUGUCCUCGUUAAUAGAUCUAAAUCUAAGCAAAAACCAAUUUGUUAGCCUACCCGGGAGCAUGUGUCAACUCUCUAGACUUAAAUAUCUUCGGUUGGAAUAUUGCCACAGGCUUCAAUCACUGUCAGAGCUUCCAUCUGGUUCUGAUCUAUAUGUAGAUGUUGCUAACUGUACUUCACUGGUUGCAUUGUCCGAUCCAAUAAAACAAUGCAACUCAGGUAUAUCAGCCAACUGUCUUAACUGUUUUAAACUGGUGGAGAAGAAAUGGUUCAAGAGUAUGACAUUAUCACUGCUAAUAGGAUAUCUUCAAGAACCCAAAACCACACCCAAAUCUCCUUAUGAUGAAUAUUGUCGUUUUGACUUUGUGGCUCCUGCAAUUGAAAUUCCAGAGUGGUUCAAUCAUCAAAGUGUAGGAUCUUCUGUAAGUAUAGAGCUGCAUCCAGGUUGGUUUAGUAGUAAGUGGAUGGGGUUUGCAUUAUGUGCUGUAUUUGCAGACAAGGAACUAAGCUCGGUUUGCUCUGAUGCUAUGAUUGUUUGUAAAUUGAAAGUCAAUGGAGAAGAGUACUUGUUUCCUGAACCUUCUUUACCCCAUGGGGAAAAGUGGGGCCAAGCUGUGUCAGAUCACCUUUGGUUACUUUAUGUGCCUGCGCAUAGAUACUUCAAAAAUGACUGGCAGGAUAUCUACUAUAAGCUUGAGUUUUCAUUUUGGUUCAAGCAUUUUGCCCAAGGCUGUGAGGCUCUGGAAAUGGGGGAAGUGAAGAAAUGCGGAAUCUAUAUGGUAUACAAAAAAGAUGUGGAAAAGCUUAAGCAAAGAUACUGGCAGGGCAAUGCUAGCAUUUCUGAGGAGACUUUGGAAUUCCCUGAAUGCGAUUUUCAGAAUGCAGCAGUAAUAACUGCAGCUGUCUCAGGUGGCAUUAUUACCAACCGAGCCCUUGAACAUUAUGGUUCUGAUGGAGAAGCAGGGCCUAGUAGUGCAGGAAGUGCUUGUAUUCAUCAAGAACAAGAACCUUGUCGGAAAAGAUUGAAACAACUCGAUGAUGGGGCAGGACCUGGUGGAAAUGCAUGAAUUGAGGAAAAAUAUGUGCUUGCAUCCUGAAUUCGUAAGUUGAAUCUGUAAUCCUAUUAUCCUCCUGGUGCUGGCUCUACAUGCACAUGUUGCAGCAACAUUUUGUUUUGGAGUCUAUAAAAGCAGUCCAACAUUUUAAAUGCUGGUUUGUUCAUUGAGAUUGGAUGGCUUUGAAGUUAUCUGCAGCUGAAAUCAAAGGCAACUAUUUCUUUAGUUUCCUUUUUGUUUCCAAGACAAUACAAGAAAACCAAAGUGUCUUUCUUCCUCUUUUUCCCCUGAGCUUUAACAAAGUCACAAUAUGUUUGAUAUAUAUAUAUAUAUUUUUUUUCCUAAGACUCGCAUUAUAUUUUCGAUUACAGUGAGAAUAACAUUAUGGUUGAAUUUGGUCCUCACAUUUACUCACAUGCAUUAUGAUUAAAAUUAAAUAAAAUAAAAAAAUUAUUUCCUUCCCAUUAGAAAUUACCAAAAGCAAUGUCUCAGAAAAUUUUGAACGAGAUGUUGCCUUUUCUACUCUAUUUACAAAACCUUUUAUGGGGCUAAUGGUUUCCUAAUAGGAAAUGUCAACUAACUACCUAAAUCAUGGGGUUAAUGUUAGAGAGUUGAAAUCUUUUAUUUUCUUUUGGCAAUAGAGGUAGGCUGAAAUCUUUGGAGGUGGACUUAGAAUGUGACUCAAGAAACUUUAACUCUUAUGAUGAUAAAGAAGUGCACACUAAGAUUGUACUGUAGGUCUGUAGUAGGGAAGUGUAGAAUGCUGACUUUGUCACAAAAAUAACAUAAAAUAAAAUUAAACAAUAGGUUUUGUUGUUUUUGAUAAAUUGCCUUUUUCCCUUUAGUCCUUUACCUGUUUACCUCUCAAAUGGUAAACAGGUAAAGGACUAAGAUGGAAGAUGGUGCAGUUCAUAUUGUGACACAAGGUGUAAGAUGGAAAGAAGAUUUUUUGGUUUCCUGUGACUAAAUUGCAACAAGUUCAGGAGAUUAGGUUCUGCUAUGGUGGAAGUUCCUACAUCAAUGUUUACAGAAAUUCUAGUUUUACUAGACACCGAGUUAUGAGUGAUGAUCAACUUUUGGGAUUGUUAUUGCUAUUUGCAGUUGCAUAUUCUGAGGGCAAAUCAUUCUUUCUAAUUCAUUCAAUAUUUUUUUGUACUAAUUAAACAAACUUACAUUGAGUUCCCUCCAGGAGAUGUUGGUAUGAGUUUGGAUGGCUUUGUUAUCUCCAGCUAAAAUAAAGGCACCUAUUUCUUAAUUUUUGUUUGUUUGUUAAUUUCUAAGACUAACACACACAGGAAAGGACCAAGGUGUAUUUCUUCCUCUUUUUCCAGCUGACAGUAUUAUAGUUGAAUUUUGUCACCACUUCUUUCACCCAAGACAUAUAGUUGGGUACAAAUAAUCAACUAUGUAGGAAGUGUUAACUACCAAUCUAAGUCAAGAGGUUAAUGUGGGUAAUGGGUAGGUGAGAGUAGCUAAAUCUUUAAAUAUGUAGACUCAGAAUGUGAUUCUCUUUGUAAACUUUGGAAACUCUUCAUCAGAGAAAGUGCCCUACCACUUCGUUCAAAGUUGCCACAAGAUCAAGGAUGGAAUUGAGGGUGAUCAGCAAGAGCCAAUGAUGUUUGAGAGUGGAUUUUAACAAAUGAAAUAGGCAUUACAGUUGGGGUUUUGCAUGGCUAGAUCUUUAGUUUUGAGAAGGUGAGCAAUCAUGAUCCUUCAUUUGGGUGGUUUUUAGGUAUAGAAGAAAUCUUUUUUCUUACAACUGUGUUGACCUUGACAUCAUUCUCAAAAAAAAAAAAAAAAACUCACCUUGACAUCUGCCUCACCUGCUUUGAAUCUCUCCUCUUUUCUCUAUUUCUGGUUGGUAUGGCUUGCUUAAUGAGUUACUCAAAAUUUUGUCCUUCCAACCAUCUUGUCCAUACCUUCUAGGUAUGAUUGAUACCACCAGAUUUUAAGGGCUUCUGGUAUGGAAACUAUAGUCUUGUUUGUUGAUGUUGUUAACUUAUAUCUUAUUAGAUGAUCAAGUUCUCUGAGGGUUUUGGUAUAGCACCUGCUUGAGAGUUGUAUAAAUACAUUAGGCAAUUCUACCUAUAUACCUUUGACAUAAGAAUAUAAAGAAGUUUUAUUAAACCUCAAGUAGUUCUUCCUAUUCAGUUGAUAAUUCUUCUUGCAUAAGCAGUAACCACAUGGUAGCUUCUACACAUUAUCAGAGUAAAGGUGUUUUAUUGAUCAGACGAUGUCAAUUAUCUUAUUAUCGCUUAUAGUCUUCGCUUUUUUGAAUUUUUGUUUGUAAUUUCUGCUUUUUAAAAGUUAAAGAUGAUAUAUUUGAUCGAUAAUAUACCAAGUUCACUAAUACUAAAGAGCGAGGAGUGGAAAUGUCAAUUUAUUUGAGAAACUUGAUCUUCCUAUACGAAGUAAAUUCUCAUAUCUGUCACUCUACAGAAACCAACAAAAGUGCUUGUCAACAAGCACUUCGGUGUCUACCAAUCAAAUUUCAAUAAUUCAAUGGGAAAUGCUUGGACAUUUAGAUAUUGCACCUAAUUAUUCCAAAUGAUUUAACAUUCUCCCUCAUGAAAGGUUCGUUGUGGACAGUUUGGCCUAAAUGAUUCCAAUUUUAAAAAUCAUUUUUUAUUUUCUAUUUCUUUGUUGAUACAUAAAAUCGCAUAUGGGUUAUUUUCUAUUUUCUAUAUUUUUUUUUAAUCAGAAGUGAGGUAGCCCGCCAGCUCUGACCUCGGUUAUGUCAGCGAGGUAGCAUUACAAAGUUUGGGUUCUGUUUUAUUUUUUUUGCUUUUAACAAUCCAAGUUUUUAGUUUAAAAGAACCUUCUCUUUCUCCAUUCACCCUUUUACUUUCUGCUGUUCUAGCAUCUCCUCCCUUUUCUUUCCAUUUUGAUUUCAUGGCCAUCAUUCAUAUGGACUACCACUAAAGGAAAGCUAUAAAUUCUUUCCAGCUACUAAAGGAAAAAAAGUGAUUAUAUUCCAGAUCUCAGCCAUAUGUUAUACCAAGAGGAGAGCUAGAAUGGCCCAUCUAGUUAUGAGAAUAACUUUGCAACAUGCACCAUGAAGACAUAUCAAAGAUAAAACCAAGGGAGAAGGGGAGGAGAAAAAGAAGAAAAGAAAGAAAAAAAAUAGAACAUCAGUGAUUUGAUACCAAUUAAGUUUCUCUUCGAAACUUUUCAAUGUCUCAAAAUCCUUUGAGAAGUAAACAAAGAUCAUUAACAAAAUUUUACAACACAUCCCUACCAUUACAUAGGAGAUAUGAUGGUUUUCCUUUCCGUUCAACAAAAACUUGAACAAAAUUCUUCC
This is a messenger RNA of Rosa rugosa (rugosa rose), 6958 nucleotides long. RefSeq names its product disease resistance protein RUN1-like. Gene Ontology annotation, biological process: defense response. Gene Ontology annotation, molecular function: ADP binding. Lineage: Eukaryota; Viridiplantae; Streptophyta; Magnoliopsida; Rosales; Rosaceae. The transcript has 7 exons. The record is from RefSeq and is a predicted model, not a curated record. Bases 970 to 1929 code for a protein of 319 amino acids.